This is a messenger RNA of Botrytis fragariae, 1932 nucleotides long. RefSeq lists its product as uncharacterized. Lineage: Eukaryota; Fungi; Ascomycota; Leotiomycetes; Helotiales; Sclerotiniaceae. The record is from RefSeq and is a predicted model, not a curated record. The coding region runs from base 1 to 1932 and encodes 643 amino acids. The transcript has 5 exons.
AUGCUCUCGGCGACCCCUGAAGAUAUACCCAUGUUGGCCGUUUCGAAAAAUUCCAUGAUCUCAAAGGCCAUCCCUUACAAAGCCAUGGAUUACGGCUUUCACGGAUCUUGUUCCAUCCCAGCAGCCGCCGUUCCAGAGACUCGCGGAUCUGUUCAACGAGGUGUUUCCUGGCACAAACAUCCUACUUAUAUGGUUCUCUUCGCCCUUCUCGGAAUCGCCUUAGCAUGCACUCAUCAUGGUUAUUAUUCAUAUCUGGAUGGCAAACAAAAAACCCACAAUUUUCAAAAACGGUUUUCGAUAACACUUAGAAGUCUUCUUGCUUUUUCUGUGGUAUCGUCUUUUCUUGCAGCAAAUUGUGCUGCUUAUCCACAAUAUCUUUGGAUGUCAAUACGAAAAAAAGCAUUCACGUUAAGUACAUUGGAUAAGAUGUUUGCAUUGACGUCGGAUCCGAUAAGAUUUAUAAGCGUAGAAAUAUGCAGACAUGCACCAGUUGUGACCCUUCUAGCAUUGGUCUAUUGGGCGAUGAGUCUUGCGGCAAUACUAUCUCCUGAUAACGUCUCUACUUUACCUGGCACUGUUGUUAUAAAUAUUGGCACAAAAGCUGCCGAGAGCUCCGAUAUUGUUCCAAUUGGAGGGCCAGCGCCUAAUUCAUCUUACUCUAUCGACAUUAGAGGUCCUUAUGUUCAAUGUAUGGCACCUAAGGAUACCGAGCAAAUUUACUUUGAUCAAUAUAUAGAGGAUCUCGCUCAGAACAACGUCUUUACUUCGACCAGCUGGAUCACGCAUUACCAAAAUGCGUCCAACCUUUCCGACUCUCUUGUUUCUCCUUGGCCGUCUAUGGUCUAUCUAUCUGCUUUUGAUCCGUGGAUGUAUCCCGAUAACGACAGCUUGGGAUGGUUGGCAAUCGGUGAACUGGAUACCUCAUCUCCCGAUCAAUUUAAUAAUUGGGAUGUCAGUAUCAGACAAAACAUAUCGGCAGAUCUCAGUAACACCAACAACACAUUCUUUUCGGUCCAACCUAAACUAUGGGGUUUGACAGCUAAUGAUAGUUUUUUAUGCGAGCUCGUCAACGGCACAAGAAACGUCCAUUUUGAUUUUAUCGAUGGCACACAGCAUAUAAGCUAUGGCAUGCUUUAUGAUGUGGAAGAUAUCGACAAGCUAUGGACGAAUGUUCCAGGCUACCCUAGAGCUUUGAGCAACACGCGUCAUCGUGACAUCGCACCCCAUAUAUCCCUCUAUCAAUCCAUGAUUUCAAUGCUAAGUGAGAACAUCACAGCUCAAAUUGCUGGUUGUGAUGACUUCCUUAACGCAUAUUGGAAUGAUAAUCCUCAGGUAGGAAAUGCAGAUUGCUUGCCGGCUGUGAGUGGAACCACAGGGUAUUGCGCGUGGCUUAAUGCAUACACGGCUUUCAAUGUUAGCCGAGCGUCCAAUAUCUAUAAUUCGAUAGAAUUCUUUACGAAACCUGCGUCAGCUUGUCGUAAUCAUAGUCUGGCGAGAGGUAUAGAAGAUUUGGCUGCGAAUACUAUCAUCAGCUUAUUCAGCGAGCCCAAACUUCUCAAGCAAAACGCAUCCAUUGUCCCAGUUAUUUUCACGCAUUCUAUCAACGUCUUUUCGUACUCCCCGAAAUAUCUCUACCUCCCGUACGGUAUCGCAAUCUUCUUUACUUGUUUUAGUACAAUCCUCGGUUUAUACGCCUUCUACGCCAACGGUGUUGUUCACAGUACAGCACUAUCAGCUAUUAUAGCCACGUCGAGGAACCCGUAUCUCGAUGUUCUUGCUGGUGAGAAUUUGGUAGCUAACACAUCAUUGAGUAAGGAUAUUAGAAAUGUAAAGUUAAGGUUGGGCAUGAUGAGGGGGGAAAGACCAGGGGAGGAGAGAGUCGCGUUGGGUAGACCCGAAGAAGUGAGGGAGUUGGAGAAGGGAUGGCUUUGA